UCUCCGCCGUAACGAAGGCGUGGACUUUCCAGCCAUCGGUCUUUUACCCCCCUACCCCCGAAGACCCUUUCCCUCUUUAUUUGAUCCGUUCUUCUAUGUUCAACCAUUUUUUUCUACUCUAGUGCGGGACAAGCAAAAAAAAUCGAUCAAUCAUUCAAUCCAUCACGAAAAAGAAAAAAUCCACUCACGCUCCACGGCUCUGCGUGUCAAUGGCUUCAACAGAGGGAUUGGUGCCGAUAACAAGGGCCUUUUUGGCUCGGUACUAUGACAAGUACCCUUUCGAACCUCUUCCAGAUGAUGUCUCUGGAUUAACCGCCGAGCUUCGCUCAAUGUCAAGCGAUUUGCAGAAGGAAUUUCCACUCACUGAAGCCGAAGGUGUCUUGGAACGUGAAGCAGAUUGUCCUCCUCCCCAUAAAAUUGAUCAGAACAUGUGGAAGAAUAGAGAACAUAUUGAAGAAAUAUUAUUUUUAUUGGAGAGAUCUCAUUGGCCAAGAUCGCUUCAGGAGCAGAGUACAGCUGAAGACAUUGAAAUUGCAACUGUUCUCGGAAAGCUCCAAAUAAAAUUGCAAAACUGUUUGAAGUUAUUGGAGGCCUUCCAAUCCAAGAAUGCUGAGAAUGUAUUCAAUACAGUUAUGACUUACAUGCCUCAAGAUUUUCGUGGUACAAUAAUCAGACAGCAAAAAGAGCGUUCAGAGAGAAAUAAACAAGCUGAGGUCAAUGCUUUAAUUAAUUCUGGAGGAAGUUUACAUGAUCGAUAUGCUCUGUUAUGGAAACAACAAAUGGAGAGACGACAACAGUUAGCCCAGCUUGGAUCUGCAACAGGUGUCUACAAGGCACUGGUGAAGUACUUGAUAGGAGUACCACAGGUCCUACUUGAUUUUAUACGGCAAAUAAAUGAUGAUCAAGGACCUAUGGAAGAGCAGCGACAACGUUAUGGACCAUCUUUAUACUGCCUUACAACAAUGGUGCUUUCUAUUCGACUGUUUCUUCUUCUAUCUUGGGGGCGGUUUGAGGCUAAAAAAUUGCAAAAAAAUCAAGUUGCUAUCUUGGAAGAAGCCGUAAAUCUAUAUGCCUCUGAGUUGGAGAGAUUUAUUAAAUUUAUUGGUGAGGUUUUUGCAAAUUCACCUUUCUUUAUUUCAGCACAGGAUGCCGGUUCUGCAGAAGCAAGGAGAUCCGAUGACUACAAGGAGACCAUAAUUCCUGCUGGGAAAACCUAUGAGGUCUCUUUGAUGGUGGAAUCCAUUAACUCAUAUAUUGCUUGGGAUUUCUCUUUAGGACAAGGAAAAACGGCCAUGGAUAUUGGAUUUAGUGUGGAAUAUAUUAAUCCAUCGGGAGAAAAAACUAUGAUCUUACCCUACAGACGUUAUGAAUCUGACCAAGGUAACUUCUGCACAUGUAUGGCUGGAUGCUACAAACUCAUCUGGGAUAAUUCCUAUUCAACCUUCUUCAAAAAGGUUCUUUGUUACAAAGUGGACUGUAUACCUCCCGUUGCAGACCCAACAGAGUAGAGGUAUGUUAGGAGCUUCUCUUUGGACAGUGCGCGUACAACCUUUAUCCGAGUCAUGGUUCCUGAUGAAUCCUGCCACAAUCAUUUUAUUUGUAUCAUUAUGUUUUUUUUUUCCUUUUGCUUUCUUUUCUGCACUCCCAUCUUGGUACUGGUUGAGUUAUAUUGGUCAUCGGGAUAGUUUGUGAAUAAUGUACUGUAUUCUGUAUUUGGUGUACCUGAAAUCCUUUGGAAUACUUAAUUCAACAAAGCCUUGACUCAACUACGUGGAAUUAUUGAUA
Messenger RNA from Nelumbo nucifera (sacred lotus), 1785 nucleotides. Its product is annotated as retinal-binding protein. NCBI's taxonomy places the organism in Eukaryota, Viridiplantae, Streptophyta, Magnoliopsida, Proteales, Nelumbonaceae. The record is from RefSeq and is a predicted model, not a curated record.